UAAAACAAUUUAAACUUGUUUAAAUAUUUAUAAAUUAAAACAAAAUCAAAAUGGCAAAACUUUUCGUAACUUUGGCAAUUUUAUGUGUUUUUGGAGCCGCUUUGGUAAAAGGAUUCGAUAAAAAGGAAGCAAUUGCCGGAUUUAUGGCAAAAAUGGAUGACUGUAAAGCUGAAGUUGGAGCAAAGGAUAUUGAUGUUGAGGAAUUAGUUGGUAAAAAGCCUGCCUCGACUAUGGAAGGCAAAUGUUUACGUUCAUGCCUCAUGAAAAAAUACGAAGUGAUGGACAACAACGGUAAAUUUGUGAAAGAUGUUGCUGCAUCACAUGCUGAAAAAUAUACAGAUGGAGCUGAAGAAAAAAUGAAGAUUGCUCAUGAAAUAAUUGAUGCUUGCAGUGUCAUUGAGGUACCAGCUGACCAUUGUGAAGCUGCCGAAAAGUAUGGAAAAUGCUUUAAAGAAGAAUCUUUAGCCCAUGGCCUUAAAGAUAAAUUAGACUUUUAAAACUGAAAUCUAUGAAUUUAAAUCAGAUUCGAUUUCGACAAGGAUUGUUAAUGGCUAAAAAUGAGAUUUAGAAAUUUAAGAAUACUGUGUAUAUUUUUCUUGUUUAAAUAAAUUAGUUCCUUUCGUUACCUAAUGCAAUUAAAGCAAAA
Messenger RNA from Calliphora vicina (urban bluebottle blowfly), 646 nucleotides. RefSeq names its product general odorant-binding protein 28a-like. The record is from RefSeq and is a predicted model, not a curated record. Gene Ontology annotation, molecular function: odorant binding. The coding region runs from base 51 to 497 and encodes 148 amino acids. The transcript has 3 exons. NCBI's taxonomy places the organism in Eukaryota, Metazoa, Arthropoda, Insecta, Diptera, Calliphoridae.